Messenger RNA from Cheilinus undulatus (humphead wrasse), 9438 nucleotides. It is a transcript of the gene ssh1b, whose product is annotated as slingshot protein phosphatase 1b. Gene Ontology annotation, molecular function: actin binding; protein tyrosine/serine/threonine phosphatase activity. Bases 295 to 2859 code for a protein of 854 amino acids. Gene Ontology annotation, biological process: protein dephosphorylation; actin cytoskeleton organization; negative regulation of actin filament polymerization. The transcript is spliced from 15 exons. Gene Ontology annotation, cellular component: cytoplasm. Lineage: Eukaryota; Metazoa; Chordata; Actinopteri; Labriformes; Labridae. The record is from RefSeq and is a predicted model, not a curated record.
CGCAGGCUCUGCUCUCUACGCUGACUCGCUACCUAACUGAGGAAAUCUCCCUUCUCAUGAGGACUCUGGUAGCCGCAGAGGACGGACGGUUGAGGACCGAAAGGGAGCCCCGUGGACCGGUGGACUGUAGAGUCAGGUGCUGCUGGAUGAGAGUCUGACUAGGCAUUUUCUCCCCGGUGACAGAGACAACCUCAGCCGCGCAUCUUCCCACAUCCUCCUCCUCCCCUCCCUUCCUUUCUCCUCUUCUCCUCCUCCUCCUCCUCUGCUGCCCUCCAAAGCUGCAGCACAGCGACCAUGGCCCUGGUGACUCUGCAGCGCUCCCCCACCCCGAGUGCAGCAUCCUCGGCUAGCACGACCAACAGCAGCGCGGGGGAGGACUUUGGGAGUGACGAUGACCGGAAAAACAAUCAGAGCCUCAGUGAGAGCUUCUUCAUGGUCAAAGGCGCCGCCCUCUUCCUCCAGCAGGGCGGCAGCACACAAGGACCAAAGACCCCGACCCACCACAAACAUGCAGGUGAUUUACCUCAACACCUGCUGGUCAUGUUUAAGAUCCUCCGCUCUGAAGAUCGCAUUAAGCUGGCUGUACGGUUGGAGAGUGGCUGGUCAGAGCGUGUGCGCUACAUGGUGGUCAUCUACACCAGCGGCCAUCAAGAUACAGAGGAAAAUAUCGUCCUGGGAAUGGACUUCAUGGACAAAGACAGUAAAGAUUGCUCCAUUGGGAUGGUGCUGCCUCUGUGGAGUGACACCAACAUUCAUCUAGAUGGAGAUGGAGGCUUCAGUGUCAACACAGCAGGGCGGUCACAUGUCUUCAAGCCUGUAUCCGUGCAGGCCAUGUGGUCUGCCCUGCAGGUCCUUCACAAGGCAUGCGAGGUGUCACGGCGGUUCAAUUACUUCCCAGGAGGCAUUGCUCUCACAUGGAUGGCCUUCUAUGAGAGCUGCAUCACCUCAGAGCAAAGCUGCAUCAAUGAGUGGAACACUAUGACCGACCUGGAGACGACGCGGCCGGACUCGCCCACGAUGUUUGUCGACAGGCCGACCGAGCGAGAGAGAACAGAGUGUCUCAUUAAAGCAAAGCUUCGUACCAUCAUGACGUUUCAAGACCUGGAGAACAUCACCUCCAAGGAGAUCCGCAACGAGCUGGAGCAGCAUAUGAGCUGUAACCUCAAAGAGUACAAGGAGUUCAUCGACAACGAGAUGCUGCUCAUCCUCGGCCAGAUGGACAAGGCCACACUCAUCUUUGACCACGUGUAUUUGGGCUCUGAGUGGAACGCUUCCAACCUAGAAGAACUUCGAGACUGUGGAGUGGGUUACAUCCUGAAUGUCACAAGAGAGAUUGACAACUUCUUCCCUGGACUGUUCUCCUAUCACAACGUCCGAGUGUACGAUGAGGAGGCCACCGACCUGCUGGCCCACUGGAACGACACCUACAACUUUAUCGUUAAAGCCAAGAAGAACAAUUCCAAGUGCCUGGUGCACUGUAAGAUGGGGGUGAGCCGGUCCGCCUCCACAGUUAUUGCCUAUGCAAUGAAGGAAUACGGCUGGUCUCUGGAGAAGGCCUACAACUUUGUCAAGCAGAAACGGAGUAUAGCUCAGCCAAAUGCCGCCUUCAUGAGACAGCUGGCAGAGUACGAGGGGAUCCUGGACGCCAGUAAACAGCGCCACAACAAGCUGUGGAGGCCGGAUACUGAUGAGGAGGGGUCGGAUGAUUUGCAAGCCUCUGGCCACAGCACAGGAGGGGAGGAGACGCCGGUGCUCAGAGAGGAGGAGGCCUGGGGAGGCUGCGGGGCAUCUCCCUGCAGAGGUAUGGGUCUGGAGAUGGAGCCCCUCGACUCUCUUAACUACAACUAUUACUUUAGACGUCUGUCAGACUCUGCGCUGGACAGCGAGCCCUCCACCCCGGUGCGGGGCCCGCCUCUGCUGGGCAUGGAGAGAGUAUUCAUUGAGAUUGAAGACGUAGAGAGGGAUGCCCUGCUGGAGGACGAGGGUUUCCCGAUGGCUCAUUUAGCUCUGCCAGGCGAGGGCACAGCGGCUCAGACGUGUGGGCGCCUUGAUCCGAUGGAGGACAUGAGACUGAAGCUGGAGUUCAGUACUUUAGAGGAAGAGGAUGAGGAAGAGGCCAAGAAAGAGGAAGCAGAGAUGGCAGCCUUGGCUCAGACCCCGGGAAAUUCAGAUGGGAAGGAGGCAGAGAGGACGGAGGAGAGUCGGAUAGGGCUAGCCAACCUGAACACCAACAACAGCAACCGGUUAGCCGCUAAACGCAGCUGCCCUGCAGCUUUUGAUGACAGUGCAAGCACAGGAAACCCUUUAAAAGUGAAGCCCUCCUACCAGUCCUGCAAAGACUGCCUGCAUCUCCCUCAAGGACGGCGCUGUGACCGUCCAGCAGGGGGCCGUUCUCAUCGCCUUAACCCCUCCCGCCACUGCACCGUGCCCUCCAUAUGCAUAGAUCCGCCCGGGACAAACUUUGCCUCCACCCCGAUCCUGCAGUCCCUGCAGGCUGCUGCAGUCAUUCCCCCAAACUUCGUCCAACCCUGUAGUCACGUGUACCGCUGUGCCACCUGCCUCCCCGCCGUCCCGCUGACCAUACGACAGAAGGUGGUGUCGCCCAUGAGCUGUGAGGACACACCUUUUGACCGCAGCUCAGUGGAGACAGAGGACAUGGAGGAACCACAGGCGCAGGAUGUAGGAGAACAGAUAUCAAGGGAGGGGACGGGGCUGAUUCAUGAGACUACAGCAGGGGGUGCACUGGAGCUCCAGCUGCAAAUGCCAGGGCUGGGGAUGGGAUUUGGUCUGGAACUGAUGGGACAGAGGGCAGAGCAGCUGGAGAAGAUUCCAAAUGUGUCCAUGGAGGGGCAACUCUAGUGAGGCCUUUGCCUUAAAACAGCAUCCAAGGCUUGGAUAACAUGAAAAAGGAGGUCUAACACCGCCUCCAGCAGGUUAAAUAUUGCAGCUGUGGGCUUUUUAGAUGACUUCUGCUGUGGUGCUGUACCAGAAACAAAGCUCUGCCUUGACCUGUGCUGUCCUAGCCUCAUAGCUGCAUUUAAAGAGCAUCCUGUUCUUAUCUGCUGGCAUGGAGAUCCAGGUGAGGCUGUUUGUUUCAAAGACUCUGCUGUGUCCUCCACAUAAAGGAUCAUCACUGAUACUCUGCCAUUUUACCCUCAGAACAUGUGUAAGAACAGCGGUGUUUUCUCAUUUUUGAAAAAGCUACAGCUAGCUCUUCGAUGUUGAUGUAAAGAAAAAAAAAACCUGAAGUAACAUGCUUCUGUCAGUGUACUGUUUGUUUUAACUCUCCAACAGUAUUCCUGAAUGAGCUCAGUGAAUGUUUGCAGUUCGGUUGCAUUCAGUAUUCCCUCUGAUUCCUCACUGAUAUUUUUCCUGCUGCAGCUGCUUCUGGGCAUUUCAUGUGAAAGCAUAUUUUUUUGAAAAGGAUACAAGCGUAUGUGAGCCUUUCUGAUGCCUCUUUGUAAAGCGUCGUACCUCGGAUCACAAGCUCCUCAGACUGUUUUUGGUCAAAGACUGUUUUGUUGUCUCUGCUCAGUGGCUGAGUUCACCCGACCUCCUCCAUUAAACUUAAUGUAAUCAUGUAGUUACAGCGCUCAUUUUAGCCCAUGCAUGACUUGCAGUAUUAUGUAACAUAUCUAAAACGUGCAUAGACCGAAAACAUUACAUUCUUUUUUAACAGCAUUUUGGUAUUCAGCAUCAUGGUUCAGCGUCAUAAAGGCAUAAUCAAAUAUUACAUUAUCCUUCAGUUUAAAUGAAUACAACCCCAUGCUCUUUAAAGAAAAAUACAGCAAUGAUACAUGGGAGAAUUACGUGAAUGCACUGAAUCAGAUGUUGGGAAAAUUCAGAGGCUUGAAGUUUCUCUAAGGAGAUUUUUCUGACCAUUGUUAAAAACACUGAUCAUUUCUGCACUCUACUUUUAAUGUCUGAAACUGCUGCUGGUGGGGGGUAGGUGUCACCUGCUUUUGCAUUAUCAACAGCAAGAAUUCCUUAAAAGGGAUAUUAAGCAGUAAAACCAAACAAGGCAUGUUUUUUUUGUUUUUUAACCUCCUGAGACCUGAGCUGUCAAACUUAUUUAUAAAUCCUAAAUAUGCCAAUAAGAAUUUUCUAAAAAAUUCCAUGUCAAUUCCUGAACAUUUUCAAGCAAAUUCCUCCAAAUUUCAAAGCAAAUGCCCCGAAAAGAAUAACUACAUUUCCCAAAAAUUCCAUAAAAAGGACAGAAAAUCCCCCAAAAAAGUAUAGCAAAUUCCCUGAAAUUUCCUUAAAAUUCCUGAAAAUUUCAGGAACACCCAACUCCCAAACCAUAACAAAUUUCAUGAACUUCCAUUAAGAUAUCCCAAAUAUUUCCAAGCAAAUUCCCCAAAACAACCAAACAAUUUCCAUGAAACUUCCAUGAAAUUCUUGAAAAAAUUAGAAGGAAACCUCCUUCCAAAAAAGAGGAUCCCCUUGAAAUUCCAAAACAUUUACAUAUAAUGCCCAAAUUUUACAUGAAAAUGCUUUAAAAUUUUAAAGCAAAUUCCCCCAAAUAUUCAAACAAAUUCCCUGAAAUGUCCAUGUUAAUUCUUUAAAAUUUCAAAGGAUACCCGUAAAUUCACAGUCAAAUUAAUUAAGGUACUUAAAAAUUUCACACUUUCCAUGAAAAUACCUCACAAUUUGAAAUCAAAUUCCCCAUACUUACAAAAAAAAUCCCAAGAAAAUGCCUAUAAAUUUCAAGCAAAUUUUUCCUAAAAUUUCCAAAGAAACUCUACAAAAUAAAAGUACAGAUAUCCAAAUUUCCUUGAAAAUACCAAUACUAAUAUUCCCAAUCAAUCUGAAAAGGAUAUUUAUUUUAAAAACUACAUAUUUCCCAAUGUCCAUGAAAAUACCCUAAAAUUUUAAAGCAAGGUCCGCAGAACAUUCCAGUUAAAUUUCCUGUAAUUUAUGUGGAUUGCUUGAUAAAAACUCAAAGGAAACCUCCUGCCCAACAAAGAAGUCCCCAUUUACACAUUCACUUCCCAAAUUUCCAUUGAAAUUCCUCCAACAUGUCCAAGCAAAUUUCCAAAAACAUUCCAAGCAACCCAACCAAAGAAGUUCCCAAUCAAAUUCCCAAUCAUUUACAAACCCAUUUCCCAAAUUCCCAAGAAAUUGACUCUACAUUUAAAAGCAAAAUUUCCCCAAAAUUACAAUGAAACUCAAAAUAAUCAAGCAUAUCCCCAAAAUGUCUACAAAAUACUUGGUGAACCCAGUAAAUACCCCCAAAAUAUGCAAAUAAAUUUAAAUGAAAAUUUCGUAGCAGAUUGUCCCAGCAUUUCAAGCAAAUAUCUUAAACUUAAAGGGUCAUUCCUGACAAUUUUCUCAGAAAUUCUAACUGCAGAAAUUACUACUAUGUUGAAGGAAAGCUAAAAUGUAAUGUCUCAGAAGUAUAACUGGGUCUUAGGAGGUUACGAAACUACUUUUGACGAAAUCAGCAAAGAAAUGAAGAGUCACCACUUGAGCCACAGGGGGCGCCGACAUCAACAAAAAGUUCCUCACUAUAACUUCAAACAUGAUAUCAUUUUCUGUUUUGAGUCAGAUCUUUCCUGAUGUAACAAAGCCAUAUCAUGAUGCCAAGAUUAGCUAACUACCUAACACAGAUUUAAUAUAUUUAUGAUUUCCUUACUCUGGCUAAACCUUUGAUCUUUUGUCUCCUAACACUCAUAGCAGGCUGCCUUUCCUUUCACCCAUGAAAGCUUGCAUAGGCAUGCGGCACAUGUAUAGAUGAAGCACUUGAGCACAACUCUAGUAUCCGUUCACACAGAGCACUCACAUAAAGCAUUUCAGCUACACUUAUUGAAAUAAUCCGAGAACACUCAAGCAAAAACGUCAGACAGGAAGCAUCUUCAGCUGUUUCGCUGCUUGCAUUGCAGGUUUCACAAUUCAGUUAAGCUGCAGCUGUAAUCUUUGAUGAUAGUUUCUGCAAAGAUGUAAAACGAAACUCCAGUUAUUAUUAUUCUGAAUUCCAAGUAGCCAAACUAAAUAUUUAUAUUUACUGUGAGAAAAUGUGUUAAAAAGCAUUUUUUAUUUUGUAAAUCUUUAAACUUGAGGCAUGUUUUGUUCCACUUGUGCCGCCCUCAUUCCAAAGUUGCUGUGCCACAGGGUUUUCUUCAGUUUGAUUGUGUUCUUCCUGUUUUUGGCACGCUGGGUGUGCUGAAUGGUACCGAAUGAUGUGUUUGCAGGAGAAGCACAUGCUCGUGUUAAUUUUGUUUAAAGAUGUGAGUGAUUACGAAAAAAUGAUGGCUGCAAAGAAUGAAUGGAAACUGUUAUCCUCUUUAUCCUUUGGGAUUAUCGUGUACUUUUUGAAGAUUUAUUUAACUUUUUUCUUUAGUUUGCUCGGUAGAACCUCUUAAGUCCUCUGUACCUUCUCGGACUUGAACUAGAACACGGGGAGCUGCAGGUUUGCUCCAGUAGUUUUAUUUAUUUAAAUAAUCUGGUUUUGCCUCUUUACCCUCAGUUGGUUGAGAAUGAUGAAACCAAGAGACAUGGAGUUGUUUAAAUUAAACUAAAAACAAACUGUUUGGGAAAAUGUGCAUUUGUUUUGUUGCAGAGUGAAAUGAUCUCGGAGGUUAGGCUAACAAACUAGAAAAAAACAAUUAAACAUGGUUUUUACUUUAUCUGAGGGCAAAAAAUCCAACAACCAACCUUUACAGCUCACUAUAUACCAGAUAGUUUGUCCUAUUUGGGUUUGAUGAAAAGUUUCAAUAAAACAGCAGAUUAUUAUCUCCAUGAGCAUUAAAGGGGCUAUUGGGUAGGUUUUUUUCAAAAAUCCCAAACUUUUGAACCAUAACUCUAACAAGAACGCACUGUCCAUGACUUGAUUACUUGCUGAAAGAUAAGAGGUUGUGUGAAUGAUUUCAUGAAACUCUCAGCAAGAACAGAAACAAACAACAUUUUAGAAACAUACACUUUUCCCUUAAAGGGAUAGUUUGUUUUUUUUAGAAUUGGGGCCGUGUGAGGUACUUGACAGGUGUAUUAGUUACAGGAAUACCAGUUAGCAUGGCUCUUUUAUUUAGUAGGGGAAAGCUAGGCUAUAAUUAACUACAAACUACUGCAUUGUUUUCCUAACAAAAGUCCCUGUAAAGUCCCAACAUGUUGAAAUAAGGCUACUGUAAACAUGUGAAAACCCUGACAUCUAUGUGUGACUGAUUUUUGGAUUCAGACUGAAAAUUUUUUAGCUCUUUCCUGGAUUGGUUCAGUUUGGGCAGUAAAAAUAUUGCAGCCCAUGGCAUUUCUGGCUGCUAUGGAGAAUUACUACUGGCUAAAUGCUGUGUUUUUCUUCAUUGUGAGGUAUAUUUACUAAAUCAAUCAGCCACGAUGGCCUAUGGAUUAUUAAAAGUAUCAUGACAGAGAGAUUUGUGCCAGAAAACAGUAAAUUUAAACCCCAACUUCUGUCUCUCUGCUCAGGCAAAGCACCAGACAACUGCACUCUAGCCAGAGUUCACUGUAAGUUCAGGGUCAGGCUAAUUGCUGGGGUGCUUAUCUAUUUUUCUGUUGAACCAGAAGGUGCAGGAACAACCAUUUACCGCCUGAAGAUGUGUUUUAAUCCAUAGUUCACUUGUCUUUAGCCCUGGAUGAUUAAAAAAGCAGACUAUGGCUUUGUCUCUCUCAAAGCGGCACCAGUUCAAUCCCUCCUGUCUGUCAGCAUUGCUAUGCUAGAGUUUAGUUCAGUAUCUAAUGGUAGGCACAGUCUGCUCCUGCCAAGUCUGUCAAACUGAAAUCCAUUGAAGGCUUUUAUUUUGAAGAACAUCAGGAAAUUGAGUUGCAACAUAGCAGCAUAGCAGAUUCCUCCAUUUAGACUGAAGCAUUUAUAUUAAUUUAAGAGGAUCAUAAUUCUCAAGAGUGGGCGUGGCUUCAGCUCAGUCAACCAACACGCCCACCCCAUCCUAGAGCAAAUAUUAUGGCCUCAUUUUUUAGGAUUUAGAAGCUUAAUUUUAUAAACUUAGAGAUGUUUUUCAUGACAAAAAUUGAAAAUUGGCCUGGUGGUUCAUAACACAGUGGCCUGUCAUGCUAAAAAGCUAAAAUAUAGAUUGUUUUUUUUUACUUUACAGGGUUGGUAAAUGUUUGUUAUUGAGCCACCUCUUAGUGCAAAAAGUAGAAGAAACAUGCUGAGAAUCAUGUCUAUUUGGUGUAUAUUUACCCCUCAACUACUAUUCGACUGAACCAGCAUAUCUGAAUUGUUUUGCAUCUUUAUAUUUUGACACCCUGAUCUAGUAUCAGUGAUGUUUAUGUGCUCCCUAUCAUCAUUUACCUGAGUAAUAACCAAAGAAGUCCCCUCACCAAAUCCUUCUUGGCUCAGUAAAGCUAGCAUAGUUUAGAUUGUUGUUGUGUCAUCUGACAUGGUGAUAUCACAAAAAAAAAAAAAUAUGUCUGAUCUGACCUUUAGGGUCACACUGACCUACAUCUUUUAUGGUUUUCAUUCUAACUAUGGCCAAGUACCUCAAACAACCCCACUUAAAAAACACUGAACUAUCCCUUUAAUAUGAUUCUAUUUAAACCAGUUGUUCUCAGUUUGUUAGCAGCUCUGACAGGUGGGACUGAUCUGUCUGUGACUUAAAAGACCUAAGCUAUGUUCCCAGACCACAGCACUACGUUUGCUUCAUGUUUAACUUGUUUUUGUAUUUAAGUGCCUUAACCUCGGCCUUAGCUCCAUCAUAAAUCAUCACAGGCUUUUUCAAAGUUUCUGUGAGUUUGUUGAUGGUCUGGCUGUCUUUUGUACAUUACUCACCCCCGUCACUCCCAAGAAUAACCAUGAUCCCUGCUAUAUUUAACUUUGCACAAUGUAUGCAAACACACGCUCAUAUAACAGCAGCCUCCUUGACCCUCAUAUACAUGCACACUUGGUGGACUUCCAUUAUCAGUCACCUAUAAUAAUGAUUAUUUGAUAUUGUGGUACUCUAUUGGUUCAGUAGCUGGCUGAAGAACCUGACAUUUAAAUUUAAACAUAAAUAUUUGAAACUAACCCGUCUGUAUAUAGGUCUUUCUUUAUAAUUUGUCAUCAGCUUGCAGAUGUGGUCAGUAUUAAGAAAAGCACUGUUACAGCUACUGUGUAAUGAAGACUCAUAAUUCAGUUCUCGUGUUUGUACCACAGCAAAAAAAACGACUUCUUGUUCCGCUUUAUUCAUUAGGUUAUGAUUGAAUUAUUUUUAUUGAAAUAUUCCCAAACUGACAAUCCUAUUUUGUGAGGGAGGACACUGAGACAUAUUGCAGGUUAAAGGGGGGUUCGUGCAUUUAUAGAGAGUAUUUAAAGAGCACAAGUCUGCCACAAAGCAUGUGAGGUGGAGACAAGUGGUAAAUAUUGACCUACCUGGGAGUAAAAUUUUGUUGUGUUUACUGUUUUUGUUAUCUUUCAUGUACUGUACUGUACAUUGUAUAUGUUCAUGUGUAAUGCACUUUUUUUUUUUACAUUUUGUUAAGAACGAUGUCCAG